This is a messenger RNA of Cricetulus griseus (Chinese hamster), 4633 nucleotides long. NCBI's taxonomy places the organism in Eukaryota, Metazoa, Chordata, Mammalia, Rodentia, Cricetidae. The record is from RefSeq and is a predicted model, not a curated record.
CAGUUCUGUGUGGUUCUCCACCCCCACCCCCCCAGCUGAGUGGAGGAGUUGAUAUGUCUCAUUAUAACAGCCAAUGCAGCCGCCAUCCACGCACAAGCAAAGAAGCAUGUCCCAUUUAAAUACACCCACGCAGCCCCAGCGCCCUUAGCCGAUCAGGGCGCGCAGCCCACACGCACCGCGGCUCCGGGCUUGGAGAUCCGCGCAGGUCGGGCUCCGGGAUCCCGCGGAGACCCUGCAGGGAUCUUUGAGUUGGUGGAACUUGUCGGAAAUGGGACGUAUGGUCAAGUGUAUAAGGGACGUCAUGUCAAAACAGGACAACUUGCAGCCAUUAAGGUUAUGGAUGUCACAGGGGAUGAAGAGGAAGAAAUCAAACAAGAAAUUAACAUGUUGAAGAAAUAUUCUCAUCACAGGAACAUUGCAACAUACUACGGUGCUUUCAUCAAGAAGAACCCUCCAGGCAUGGAUGACCAACUAUGGUUGGUGAUGGAGUUCUGUGGUGCUGGCUCAGUCACUGACCUGAUCAAGAACACAAAAGGCAACACGCUGAAAGAAGAGUGGAUCGCAUACAUCUGCAGGGAGAUCUUACGGGGCCUGAGUCACCUGCACCAGCACAAAGUGAUUCACCGAGAUAUUAAAGGGCAGAACGUCUUGCUGACUGAAAACGCAGAGGUUAAGCUAGUGGACUUCGGAGUGAGUGCCCAGCUUGACCGAACGGUGGGCAGGAGGAACACAUUCAUUGGGACCCCCUACUGGAUGGCACCAGAAGUCAUUGCCUGUGAUGAGAACCCGGAUGCCACGUAUGAUUUCAAGAGUGACUUGUGGUCUUUGGGAAUCACCGCCAUUGAGAUGGCAGAAGGUGCACCCCGUCAAAAAAAUUCCAGUCAUUUAUUGAGAGCUGCUUGGUGAAGAAUCACAGCCAGCGACCAGCCACAGAACAACUGAUGAAGCAUCCAUUUAUACGAGACCAACCUAAUGAGAGACAGGUCCGCAUUCAGCUCAAGGACCAUAUUGACAGGACAAAGAAGAAGCGAGGAGAAAAGGACGAGACUGAGUAUGAAUACAGUGGAAGUGAGGAGGAAGAGGAAGAGAACGACUCCGGGGAACCCAGCUCCAUUCUCAACCUACCAGGAGAGUCAACACUGCGGCGGGACUUCCUGAGACUACAGCUGGCCAACAAGGAGCGCUCAGAGGCCCUGCGGCGACAACAACUGGAGCAGCAGCAGCGGGAGAAUGAGGAACACAAGAGGCAGCUACUGGCUGAGCGCCAGAAGCGCAUUGAGGAGCAGAAAGAGCAGAGACGGAGGCUGGAGGAGCAACAAAGGCGGGAGAAGGAGCUUCGGAAGCAGCAGGAGCGGGAACAGCGUCGACACUAUGAAGAGCAGAUGCGCCGGGAGGAGGAGAGGAGGCGCGCAGAGCACGAGCAGGAAUAUAAGCGCAAACAACUGGAAGAGCAGAGGCAAGCAGAAAGACUCCAGCGGCAGCUAAAGCAAGAAAGAGACUAUCUGGUUUCCCUCCAGCAUCAGCGACAGGAGCAGAGGCCCCUGGAGAAGAAGCCCCUGUACCAUUACAAGGAGGGCAUGAGUCCCAGCGAGAAGCCGGCGUGGGCCAAAGAGGUAGAAGAGCGCUCAAGACUAAACCGACAGAGUUCACCUGCCAUGCCUCACAAGGUUGCCAACAGGAUCUCUGACCCCAACCUGCCCCCAAGAUCGGAGUCCUUCAGCAUUAGUGGGGUUCAGCCUGCUCGGACACCACCAAUGCUCAGACCUGUUGACCCUCAGAUCCCGCAGCUGGUAGCUGUCAAAUCCCAGGGACCUGCCUUGACCGUCUCCCAGUCAGUGCACGAGCAACCCACAAAGGGCCUGUCUGGGUUCCAGGAGGCUCUGAAUGUGACCUCUCACAGGGUAGAAAUGCCACGCCAGAACUCAGAUCCCACCUCGGAAAAUCCUCCUCUCCCCACUCGCAUUGAAAAGUUCGACCGAAGCUCUUGGUUACGACAGGAAGAAGAUAUUCCACCAAAGGUGCCUCAAAGAACAACUUCUAUAUCCCCAGCAUUAGCCAGGAAGAAUUCCCCUGGGAAUGGCAGUGCUCUGGGCCCCAGACUUGGAUCUCAACCUAUCAGAGCAAGCAAUCCUGACCUCCGCAGAACAGAGCCCGUACUGGAGAGUCCCUUGCAGAGGACCAGCAGUGGCAGUUCCUCCAGCUCCAGCACUCCCAGCUCCCAGCCUAGCUCCCAAGGAGGCUCUCAGCCUGGGUCACAAGCAGGAUCUAGUGAACGAACCAGAGUUCGGGCCAACAGUAAGUCCGAAGGAUCACCUGUGCUCCCCCAUGAGCCUUCCAAGGUGAAACCCGAAGAAUCAAGAGACAUCACCAGGCCUAGUCGACCAGCUGAUUUGACGGCAUUAGCCAAAGAAUUAAGAGAACUCCGGAUUGAAGAAACAAAUCGCCCACUGAAGAAAGUGACUGAUUACUCCUCCUCCAGCGAGGAAUCAGAGAGUAGUGAGGAAGAAGAAGAAGAUGGGGAGAGUGAGACACACGAUGGGACAGUGGCUGUCAGUGACAUCCCCAGACUGAUACCAACAGGAGCUCCAGGGAGCAACGAGCAGUACAACGUGGGAAUGGUCGGGACACAUGGGCUGGAGACUUCGCAUGCAGACACCUUUGGCGGCAGCAUUUCCAGAGAAGGAACCUUGAUGAUCAGAGAGACGGCUGAAGAGAAGAAGCGAUCUGGACACAGUGACAGUAAUGGCUUUGCAGGUCACAUCAACCUCCCAGACCUUGUGCAGCAGAGCCAUUCCCCAGCUGGAACUCCCACCGAGGGACUGGGUCGUGUCUCCACCCAUUCCCAGGAGAUGGACUCUGGAACUGAAUAUGGUAUGGGAAGCAGCACCAAAGCCUCCUUCACACCCUUUGUGGAUCCCAGAGUGUACCAGACAUCGCCCACUGAUGAAGAUGAAGAAGAUGACGAGUCAUCAGCGGCUGCCCUGUUUACUAGCGAACUUCUUAGGCAAGAACAAGCUAAACUCAAUGAAGCCAGAAAGAUUUCCGUGGUGAAUGUGAACCCAACAAACAUCCGCCCUCAUAGUGACACGCCGGAAAUCAGAAAAUACAAGAAACGCUUCAAUUCCGAAAUACUUUGUGCAGCUCUGUGGGGUGUAAACCUUCUCGUGGGAACUGAAAACGGCCUGAUGCUUUUGGACAGAAGUGGCCAAGGCAAAGUCUACAACCUGAUCAACCGGAGGCGGUUCCAGCAGAUGGAUGUGCUAGAAGGACUAAAUGUCCUUGUGACGAUAUCAGGAAAGAAGAAUAAGCUCCGUGUUUACUAUCUUUCAUGGCUAAGAAACAGAAUACUGCACAAUGACCCAGAAGUGGAAAAGAAGCAGGGCUGGAUCACAGUUGGGGACUUGGAAGGCUGUAUACAUUACAAAGUUGUUAAAUAUGAGAGGAUCAAGUUCUUGGUGAUUGCCUUAAAGAAUGCAGUGGAGAUAUAUGCUUGGGCCCCUAAACCUUACCACAAGUUCAUGGCAUUUAAGUCUUUUGCAGAUCUUCAGCAUAAGCCUCUGCUUGUUGACCUAACAGUAGAAGAAGGUCAAAGGUUAAAGGUCAUUUUUGGCUCACACACUGGUUUCCAUGUAAUUGAUGUUGAUUCUGGAAACUCCUAUGAUAUCUACAUACCAUCCCAUAUUCAGGGCAAUAUCACUCCCCAUGCUAUUGUCAUCUUGCCCAAAACGGAUGGAAUGGAAAUGCUCGUCUGCUAUGAGGAUGAGGGGGUGUAUGUGAACACCUAUGGCCGGAUCACCAAGGACGUGGUUCUCCAGUGGGGAGAAAUGCCCACAUCUGUGGCCUACAUUCAUUCCAAUCAGAUAAUGGGCUGGGGCGAGAAAGCUAUUGAGAUCCGGUCAGUGGAAACAGGACAUUUGGAUGGAGUAUUUAUGCAUAAGCGAGCUCAAAGGUUAAAGUUUCUAUGUGAAAGAAAUGAUAAGGUCUUUUUUGCAUCCGUGCGAUCUGGAGGAAGUAGCCAAGUGUUUUUCAUGACCCUCAACAGAAAUUCCAUGAUGAACUGGUGACAGAAGAGCACUUGGCACUUAUCUUCAUGGCGUAAUUUCUAAUGAAAGACAGCUGACUUUGACCCUGGCUAUCCUUUCUUGUUUCAUGAAUCAUCUUCACAAACUCAGCUGCAGGAGUAGAAGAGAAGCUAUUACCCCGACCACGGAGAAAAGCAACAUUUCAAAACUAACUCAAGUGAUGGUCCUUUUUAAGCUGUUGUCAUUGCACCAAAAAUAAAAUCUACAGAUUUGGGGGUGUAAGGAGAGGACGCUUCAUUUUGUUUUAUGAAAUAAAUGUUUCAAAAUCACAACAGUCAAAGACCUUCUGCCAAAUGUAGCUUCAAACACACCUGAUGACAUUUGGGUCUUAGCAGUCCUUCGAGUGGCAGGAGUUCUGGGGCCUCUGGGCAGCCUCCUUUUCUGUUUGUAUAUACUCAACGUCGUUGAAUGUUGUUGCAUGGUUUCAUUGUAGGAUAUUGACACAUGCCUUCUAUGGAUUUAUUGUUUCACCAAGUCUUGUAAAAGGCACACCUUGUAGUACAAUUUGUUCAAUCGUGUAUUUAUUUCCUCCUUUAAUAAAAAAAGAUAUU